AGAAAGAGAGAGAGAGAGAGAGAAAGAGAGAGAGAGAGAAACCCCUCCCCAGAAAAACCAGUCAUCUCAGCAUGUCACCUCAUUAGUGAGAGCAGAUGACGAUUCAAAAGGGAGAAGGAGACAGAGGAGAGGUCAUUGUAUGAGAUGAGAGACUACUGAUUCCAGCAUUUUUAUAUAUUUUUAUAAUAUAUAUGCUGGUAUCAGCAUAUACUGUCCCGACUUUUUCCACGUCUAUCAACUUGAUGAGUGGAUGCUCUUUUUUUUCCUUCUUUCUUUAAGUUUUAGUGGAGCAACAAAAGAGAAGAUUGAAAUCUAAAUGUAGAGUUCCCCGUUUCGGUUGUUUUUUACUUUCCUUCUACAUUUCUGGACACUUUUUCCGACUUCACCAUGGCGGGCAGGUGGAACCUCCUGAUACUGGCUCUGUACCUCUCCCUCAUCAUGGGCCUGUCAAACCAAUCCUGCCCUAAGGGAUUUAAUGUUGUGAAGCGCACAUGCGUUGAUGAUGAUGAAUGUGCCGUCGAUGAGUAUGAGGAUGAGUAUCCUGAUGCCGUUGGGCCAUGUGGAGAGAAUGCGGACUGUCACAACACCGUCGGCAGCUUCCACUGCCGAUGUGCGGACGGUUUCACAUCAUCAACAGGGGCGUUGGAUUUCACAGCUGCAACAUCGGCAACAUGUAGAGAUGUCAACGAGUGCUUGGAAGUCAAAGACAUCUGUGGACUUAACGCCCAAUGUUUUAACACAAUUCCACUUUAUGCCUGCAUUUGUGACAAUGGAUUCAUUUCCACCACUGGAGUGGAACGCUUUCACCACGGUGACAACGUUACCUGCAGAGAUAUUGAUGAAUGUCUAGAGGAAAACGCGUGUGAUCAAAAUGCAGCAUGUGUCAACACACCGGGCAGUUUUCACUGUGUCUGUAACGCCGGCUUUGGACUCAAAUCUGGCAGAUCGAACUUCUCUGGCAGUCAGGAACAAUGCGAAGAUAUAUGUGUGAUUGACAAGACAAUCUGUGGGAACGGAACCUGCCACCGUGGAGCCAGCGGCCAUUACUGUGCAUGCCACGCAGGGUUCACUAACUAUGGCAACAAAGGGUCUCGCUGCACUGCAUUAAACUGUGAUGUAUUCAAGCCCAUGGACAAUCUGCAAGAGAUUCAGAUUCAGUUUGCACAUGAUCUCACGAUGCAGUUGGAAAAAAGCUGUCUCAACCUGACAGAAAGUGAGAAUCCAACAGAGCUGGACGGAGAGGACAUGCUGAAGAGACUGUUGUCUGCGAUCGACGAGCUCUUGUCCAGUGGAGCCCUCAAUGAUAACAGGAAAGUCUCCAGCUUUCUGAACGUGGUGGAGAACAUGCUGAGGCUCAUUGGAGCUUUCAUUAAGCCCCCCGGGACAACGAGAUCAUCCACUCACACAGAGCUGGAGCUGCUGGUAGAGAAAGGGGCUGACUUACCCAAGGGAGCUGUGACUUUAUCAUCUAAGCAAGCUCAGCUGGACAUCCAGUUGGAGACCGCUGCUGGAGAUCUAUCCUAUUACCCUGGCUUUACAACAGUGUCCUUGCUGAGCUAUGCAAACCUGGAGGACUCUACCAAUGGCUUCUUUGGUGGGAUGAAACCACAAGUGAACCAAAGCUUUGAGCUCAACUCUAAAGUGGUGACUGUCUCUGUCAGUAACAGAAACACAAGCCACCUCCAGGAGCCAGUCACAUUAACUUUCUACCACCUCAAACAGACAAAUGAAUCCGACCCGACCUGUGUGUUCUGGGAUGCCUCAGAGGAAGGAGGGUCAUGGUCUCCUCGUGGUUGCAAAGUGGUGGAGACCCAGCCUGAAUACACUGUGUGUUCCUGCAACCACCUGAGCAGCUUUGCUGUGCUCAUGGCGCUCUAUGACAUAGAGGACACGUUUGAAUUGCAGCUGAUCACCCAGGUGGGUAUGUCCCUUUCACUAAUGUGCCUGUUCCUCUGCAUCCUGACGUUCUCGAUGAUCCGAUCCAUCAAAAGCCCACGAACCACCAUCCACCUGCACCUCUGCAUCAGCCUCUUCAUUUCCACCGUCAUCUUCCUCGCAGGCAUCUCUCGUACGGAGAGCCGGGUUGGCUGUGCAGUGGUAGCAGGGCUGCUGCAUUUCUUCUUCCUGGCAGUCUUUUGCUGGAUGUGUCUGGAGGGCAUACAACUCUUUAGGAUGGUAGUCCUGGUCUUUAACACCAACUUCAAAACCCUCUACAUGAUGGCAGGUGGCUAUGGAGUCCCAGCAGUUAUUGUCACUUGCUCUGCCUUAGCUAACGCCAGUGGAUAUGGCACCAAGAGACAUUGUUGGUUAAACCUGGAUUUAAUUUGGAGUUUCUUUGGCCCUGCCUGCAUCAUCAUCAUUGUGAACGUUUUCUUCUUUCUCAUCACUGUGUGGAAGUUGGCACAGAAGUUCUCAAGUUUAAACCCUGACCUUGACGAUCUGCAGAAAAUAAAGGCAUUCACCAUUACUGCAAUGGCUCAGCUGACUUUGUUGGGCACCAUGUGGAUCUUUGGUUGUUUCCAGUUUCAGGAGGGCACAAUAAUCAUGUCUUACCUGUUCACUCUCUUUGGCAGCUUUAAUGGGGUUAUGAUAUUUGUCAUGCACUGUCUUUUUUCCAAACAGGUGAGAGAAGAAUAUGGACACAUCCUGUCCAGAUUCUGUGCUCCUUGGAAGAAGAGUUACUCAAGCUUCAGUUACUCGCACACCAGCAAAGCUCAUGCCUCAAAGAGCACCCAGGACACGGGAGAGUCUCGCAUCUGAGCCGCCACACAGUGACGCAGGAGCCAAUUCUCAUUUAUUUCCCGAAGACAUGCGGCCAACGUGCUAUUUGUGGUCGGUUUGCAUCACUGCGAAAUGUUGUAAAUAGUUUCCUUCUUUACAUUUUCUUUACAUUUUCUUUACUUUUUGUUAUUGAGUUGGUCUUUGUAUGUAUUUAAGUUGACUGUUAGGGACUUCCUUCAAAAUGAAAACGGUUGUCAAGCUAACCCUUGAUUAAAGUGCAUAGUGGGUUUUACUUUCAUGCCCACAUUGGUUUUAUUUCAGUAUUUACGAAUGGUAAAACACAAUUUCACUUGUUUCAAAAUGUAUAUGUAAAAAAAAGAAAGAAAUGGACUGGACCAAAAUAUGAUAAGUGAUAGAUAAUGUUAUGAAGACCUGUUUUAUCAGGUACAUGUAAUAUGGCUCGACGUGUCAUCCAGGUACUUGAUUAAACCAGAAAAGACAAUCUCUCAAAGACAUUUCUUAAGCAAGCACUUUUUCGAACUUGUAUUUAAAUCGAUAUAAUCAUCAUAUGACCAACAAAAAGAUGGACAAUUAUACGACAGAUAUAGAUUUUAAUGCAUUUCUGUAUAUAUUGCUGGACAAUUCAGUAUUUAAUACAGUAAGUAACUGCAUUCCCAAAAUUUCAAAAGAGUAUUUUUUUGUGUUUCAAGACUUGAAUGUUCAAAGAUAACUUGUGUUAUUAUUGUCUAUAUGAAUAUUAGUACUGUUGUAAGCACUGGCUUUAGCUCAAUUCUGAACUUUCUGUUUGAUGUUUGGUCAAAAUAAAUAACUUAGCUUUUA
Messenger RNA from Cyclopterus lumpus (lumpfish), 3561 nucleotides. Its product is annotated as adhesion G protein-coupled receptor E1. Bases 388 to 2760 code for a protein of 790 amino acids. Gene Ontology annotation, cellular component: membrane. Gene Ontology annotation, molecular function: G protein-coupled receptor activity; calcium ion binding. The transcript has 19 exons. Gene Ontology annotation, biological process: cell surface receptor signaling pathway; adenylate cyclase-activating G protein-coupled receptor signaling pathway. NCBI's taxonomy places the organism in Eukaryota, Metazoa, Chordata, Actinopteri, Perciformes, Cyclopteridae. The record is from RefSeq and is a predicted model, not a curated record.